AUGACUGUUACCUACACUAAAAUAAGAAAAUAUUUCGGUUACCCAGAGAUACGGAAAGGAAACUACAACUUGCUAAGUUUAUCAGACUGGAAAACAGACUGCAAACUGCGUAAAAGUCAGCAUCACAACAGCUACAGAUUGGCUAAGCGUGAAGCCUUCAACCUUCCUGAUGGGGUUGAUUUGGUCGUUGGAACAAUCGACACUUCAUUCUCCUGUGCUGAUAAAAAUCAGGGAUACUACGCUGACCCUGGCAACGAUUGUAAACUUUUCCACGUCUGUAUCCCACGGGACUUAGAAGAUGGCAAAAGAGAUUUCGAACACUAUAGUUUCUUCUGUGGUAACCUGACCGUAUUCGACCAAUUAACGUUCACGUGUACUUACCCUGAGGCCGCUUUGCCUUGUAAACAGGCCAAAGAUUACUACUACUUGAAUGAUAACAUAGGUUUGGAAGAUGCACUAUUUUUGACUGAUGUUGAAGCUGGAAUUCGCAUACCUGCAAAGAAAUAG
Limulus polyphemus (Atlantic horseshoe crab) is the source of this 507-nucleotide messenger RNA. RefSeq lists its product as uncharacterized. Gene Ontology annotation, cellular component: extracellular region. The transcript is spliced from 2 exons. The record is from RefSeq and is a predicted model, not a curated record. Lineage: Eukaryota; Metazoa; Arthropoda; Merostomata; Xiphosura; Limulidae. The coding region runs from base 1 to 507 and encodes 168 amino acids. Gene Ontology annotation, molecular function: chitin binding.